Molecule: messenger RNA, 2131 nt
Organism: Perca fluviatilis (European perch)
Lineage: Eukaryota; Metazoa; Chordata; Actinopteri; Perciformes; Percidae
Gene: tmem102
Product: transmembrane protein 102
Exons: 6
Coding region: 535-2085 (516 amino acids)
Source: RefSeq, a predicted model, not a curated record
CCUUAUCACUGCAAGUCAAACGGUCUGCUAAUAUGGUUGUACAGCAAGCAGUCAUAUGCAUAUAUGUAACGCAACCCAUGCUAAUUAGCUAUUCAUCUGUUAACGAAUGAUGUAAUUAGCUAUCAUUGACUGUCAGACGGUAGGCUGGCUAAUUAGCUCGGCUAUUAGCUUAGCAGCUAGGAGCAGGGGAGCUUGCUCGCUAAUUGACCUAGUUCGGUGGGGCAGAGGCCAUGUUGUCAUUCCACUCGGCUGAGCUGUGUUUACAUUAUAAGUUUGUGGCUUGUUACUUUUAGGUCACACGUUUUAGUACAAUUAUUUGGACGUGUAAACAAAUUACCACUCUCUAUAGCUACUGUGACAAACUUAAUGCCCAUAUCCACUUGACGCUUACUUAAAUCCUCUCAUUUUGGAAUGCGAAAUAUGCCGUUCAUUUUUAACCCAUUGCUUAAGGCACGACUCAACCAACUCAACCCCAUGGACACAUGCUAGGAUACAGUGCAGGAUAGAAGACAUGCCAAAAAACAGGUUGUAGAGAUGGAGUCCCUGAUGAGUGCGGUGGCACCGCGCUCCCCAGCCCCCGCCAAGAAGCUGUCAGAGGUGGACUUCCGGUCGGGGGCCACCUUGGAGCAGUUGUCAGCCCAGGUGUCUGAGCUGGUAUUACUGGAACAGGGAGAGUUCGGAGACCAGACCGCCUUAGAGGUCCACACCGCCAAGGACUUUAUCUUCAACAUGCUAGGCUUAGUCCAAAAGGUAGACCAGCGCCUCCCGGUGGCCAACGAGUACCUGCUGCUGUCUGGCGGGGCCCGGGAGGGCGUGCUGGACCUCAGCCCCGAGGACCUGGGCGACUACGCAAAAGGGGCCGACUUUGACCUGGACUUCACCCUGCUGGUACCCGCCCUCAAGCUCCACGACCGCAACCAGCCGGUCACCCUGGACAUGAGGCACUCGCCGCCCUGCCACUCGUGGCUCAGCCUUCGCCUCUGCGACUCCAACGUCAUGUCCCGCUGGAGCAUCUGCUGCCAGGAGGAGAACGGGUUUCCCCCCGAGGAAGACGAGGAGGAGGAGGAGCGAGAAAUGAGUAAAGGCUCUAUCCCCUCCCUGGACUCCCCUCAGUCUCUGGACGGGUGCUACUUCUCUCCCUCCCUGGUGACGGACUGGUUCUGGGGGGUGGUGAGCGAGGCUGUGGAGGAGCUGAGACGCAGCCCCCAGAGAGGCAUUCCCAGCCCGGACCGACUGGAGAGGAACGGUCCCCUCACCACCAUCAUCCUCCAGGCCGGCUCUAGCCGGGUGCUGUACGACCUGCUGCCUGUGGUGUCGUUUCGUGGCUGGCCUGCUGUGGCUCAAGGCUGGCUGACCGCCAACCACUUCUGGGAUGGUAAAAUCACAGAGGAGGAAGCCAUAUCUGGCUUCUAUCUGCUGCCCUGCUGCUCCCCGCUGGGCGGUCGGCCCGACAGGGAGUGGAGGCUGGCAUUCUCUCGCAGCGAGGUCCAGCUGAAGAAGUGCAUCCCUUACCCCAUGGCCCAGGCUUUCCAAGCAGCCAAAGCCGUGUUGUCCCGUAUCCUGGCUCGCCCGCGUGCGGGCCUCAGCCUCUACCAUCUGCGGACCCUUCUCUUCUGGGCCUGUGACCGGCUUCCAUCCGCCUAUCUGUCCUGCUCCGACGCAGACACCCCUGGCCGCCUCCUCCUAGGCCUCCUGGAUGACCUGGCUCAUUGCAUCCUGGGUAAAAACUGCCCCAACUAUUUCCUGCCCCAGUGCAACAUGCUGGAGCACCUCACAGACAGCCAGGCGCUGCUCGUCGCCAGGAAACUGGCCCACGUGCGCUCGGAUCCCAGCGAGCACCUGCGGGCGGCCCUGGACCAAGCCCAGCAGGCGGGCCAGCUGAAGAAGGAGCUAACGGCGAGCACCAACGGCCACGGCUCCCCCGGGCACCACCCGGCCAACGGCAUCAUCUCCCCCUCAGAGGACAAGCUGGCGCAGCGGCUGCAGCAGCUGGUCACCGAGAACCCUGGGAAAUCCAUAUCCGUCUUCCUCAACCCGGAUGAUGUCACCAGGCCACACUUCCGCAUCGAUGACAAGUUCUACUGAGGCAGACGUGCUGCAGAGGAGACGUGUGGAAGUGUGUGUGUCUCUG